AUCCCAACCGUCUCCAUCCCAACCGUCUCCAUCCCAACCGUCUCCAUCCAUAACUAUUCUCAUGUCUCCGCCGGGCGCAAAGCGAAAAAGUUACAUUUUUUUUACUUCGGCGACGCAUCCACGACACAGCAAGGAAGGGGGGCGUUUUAUAGCAUCGUUUCUGUUCCUGCUUUGGAGGAUCCUCGUUUUUUGUACGCUUGUUGAGAUGGUGCGGGUGGGAUUUGAGCCGGUGACGAUGGGAUUGCCCUUUGGUCUCUCUCCUUCGAGGGACCUUCCUAUAAUUUUAUUGUUUUCUGUUUACAGCUUGCUUAUCUUGGAGCUCGGCUCCCUACGAUAUGAUCGAUGGACGCCCGCUCUCUUUCUUGCUCUGUUGUCUCGCAGUGACUCUUCGUUGUCUUUUCUCUCUUGGACUCUCCCGCGCGGUUGGUCGCGCAUGGUUUAAUAUGCAUAGCACGUUUUUUUAUGUUUUGGGCGGGCGCGGGCAGGCUGCAUGGGUGGGGGUGUGAUGGGGCUGGUUUCUGGUUGUGCGAUUGGGACGGCUGGGGAAAAUGAAGACGUUGGUGAUGUCUUGAUGUAGUGGUGUAGGAGUGAAUGGGGGGUGUAGAUGGGGGGAUGAAUGCUGGGGGAGGGGAGGCGAGAGAGGAGGGAUGAGAGUGUAUCAAUCAAUCUAUAUAAGCUUUACGGGACGCACUGUGCGUUGGGUGAUUUAACCGGAUUCGCACACAGUGCUUGUGAUGAACACAUCCGACAUGAUGCCCUCUCUCUAUGUACGGGUUCAGACUUUGAUGCGACGCGGAUGAGAGCAGCUUUUAUACCGGAAUGGGCCAUCCGAAGGAAUGGCGACAAGAUGAGGGGUUCUGGGGGAUCCGUCAUGGGGAAACUGGGGACGUGGAUGGCGGAGGCGCAGGGCUGGGCUUUGGCUUCGGCUUGGCUUGGCUGUCUGUGCUUUGUUUUGGUGAAAGGCCGACAUCUCGCUUACUCAGCACCAAAGCCCAAACCCCAGACAGACACCCACGAUGGCUAACUUGGUUCUUAAUUAUAUAGGCCAGCCUCGGUAAGUUACUCUGCGAAAUUAUGGCACUGCAUUCAGCAGUUGGAGUAUAUUAAGUUGAGUUAUACCACCGAACUCAUCCCACUGAACUCAUCC
Pseudogymnoascus destructans is the source of this 1147-nucleotide messenger RNA. RefSeq lists its product as uncharacterized. The transcript has a single exon. Bases 617 to 1024 code for a protein of 135 amino acids. Lineage: Eukaryota; Fungi; Ascomycota; Leotiomycetes; Thelebolales; Thelebolaceae. The record is from RefSeq and is a predicted model, not a curated record.